Messenger RNA from Bombus terrestris (buff-tailed bumblebee), 1184 nucleotides. It is a transcript of the gene mRpS2, whose product is annotated as 28S ribosomal protein S2, mitochondrial. Gene Ontology annotation, biological process: translation. The record is from RefSeq and is a predicted model, not a curated record. Gene Ontology annotation, molecular function: structural constituent of ribosome. Bases 332 to 1123 code for a protein of 263 amino acids. The transcript is spliced from 4 exons. Gene Ontology annotation, cellular component: ribosome; mitochondrial small ribosomal subunit. NCBI's taxonomy places the organism in Eukaryota, Metazoa, Arthropoda, Insecta, Hymenoptera, Apidae.
AUUUAGGAAAACCGUGUUUAUUUAACUGGUUCACCCUAUACAUACAUAUAUCGUAGUAAUACAUAUGUAUCGUGAACUGGUGUGCGAAGUUGAAACUAGUUCGUUUUUGUGUACAUAGAUAUAUGAAAUUACAUAGGAAUAUUUCUAUAUAUACUUCUAUAUAUUAGAUCAAUGUGCCGAAAUUAAUGAUAAAAAAUAUAAGUAACAUAAUCUGAAUCAGUGAAGCUUCUUAACCUAUUGCAUAGAAAAAGAUUUAAAUAAGUCUGUUUUAGCAAUAAAUGUACAUGACAUAAUUAUCUGUCGAUAGUAUAGAAAAUUAAAAGUAUACGCAAUGACUUCUAUUGUUACACGAACAAUUUCAUCUAAACUAUGGAGAGAUUGGAGUGUUUUGCGACCAUUACUCACAUAUUGCUCAAAGCAUAAAUUAUCCACAAAACCUGAGCUGCAACAAGAAAUUAAAGAUGUUUCAAACACAGAGAGUCUAGAAGAUAUAAAUCCAUUGAGUCAUCCAGAUUUUUUUCAUGUUUAUGAUAUGUUUACUGUCAAAGACUUGUUUGAUGCAAGAGUACAUUUUGGUCACAAAGAAGGUUCUUUAAAUGAUCAUAUGAGACCUUUUAUAUUUGGAUCUAGGCUAGGUCACUUAAUAAUCGAUUUAGAUCAAACCGCUGAACUUUUACGACAAGCAUUAAAUUUUACAGCCCACAUAGCUUCCAGAAAUGGAAUAAUUUUGUUCAUAGCAAGAAAUUCUCAAAUUUCUUAUCUUGUAGAAGAGACUGCAAAGCAAUGUCAAGAGUAUGCUCAUACAAGGUUUUGGAAGCCUGGAACAUUUACAAAUACCAAAUGUGAAUUUGGAGCUGUUACUAGAUUGCCAGAUUUGUGUAUAUUUUUGAAUACCAUGCAGUCUGUUGUUGAACAACACACAGCAGUGAUCCAUGCAGCUAAAAUGUGUAUUCCAACAAUUGGUAUUGUAGACACAAAUUGCGAUCCUAAACUUAUAACAUAUCCAGUUCCUGGAAAUGAUGACACACCUUGCGCCAUAGAGUUGUAUUGCAAAUUAUUUAAGGAAGCAGUAAUGAGAGGCAAGAAAUAUAAGAAUGAAAUGCUUGCAAGGGAUAAAAUAUGAUUUCUGAUCGAGUACUAUCAAUGUGUAAAAAUCUUAUAAGUAAAGUUUUUAAUUAUGAAAA